AUGACCAAGGGAGGCAGCAACUCGGACAGGCCCACCAACUGCUUGAGAGUACUGGAUUUCGAGAACAGAGACUUUGGAGACUUGUAUCAAGUAGCUGUAGCCUUGCCUGGUUUCGUACGAGUCACCUUCCACAAGGAAAAAGAAUGUCACAUCGCCUUCAGUACGUUACAACAAUCCAAAGCUGGCCUGGACUGGCUAUCGAGGAAUGCUGGUCAAGUCAAUGUCUUUUACGCUCCGCCUCAACCACAAGGCUCCAUGACUCAAACUGCUGAACCUAGCUCCGUACUCUACGUCAGAUUAAUGCACGGAAUGAAUACGCCAUCGCUGCAGAAAAUAGUGGAAGAUUAUGAAGGACUUGAGAUGAUGAAGCCUGCUGAAAAUCACGUCAAGCUGUUUUUUGCAUCGGUUGAAUCUGCUUCUGCUGGCUCUGAACGAUUGUUUAGAGAGACUAAUAUCUAUGCCUUCUUCCAUCAUGGAUGUGGACCAGGAGGAUCACCAAACAACUUGCCCGGUGGUCCACGAACACUUCAUGUCACUAAACUUGAUCGUGAUAUGGCCGAUCUAAGAGCUUACUUGUCGGAUCGUCUACCCUGCUUGGAACGGAUUGGAUUCCAUGAUGGAUAUGUAUUCUGCUGUUUCUUGGAUCAUGAAUCGGCUAAAACUGGUCGUAAAAUGAUCUUGAAUGAAACUCGUAUGAAGGCCCGACUAGUUGAAUUCCAAUAUGUGCCUCAUUUCCAACCAACUCCUCUGGGAACGGUCGGAACCACCGUUCGAUUGGAUUAUAAUACAAUUAAGCCAACUGGUGAUGAAAUGCUCAAAUUCUUUGGACCGUAUCCUGGAUUUGCUCAUAUUGAAACCCGAGACAAGUGUUGCUUUGCAUCGUUUCGUACUCCUCAACAAGCUAGAGCAGCAUUAGAAGAUCUUAACAAUACCACUAACUUGAAAGCUGUAUAUCGAUCUCGUGAAUCAGCUGGAAGUGGAAGCAGUAAUGCCAAUCGUCGUGGUGUGAUGCAAGCUACAGCAUCCUCAACCACUAUAACUGCUCCGUCUCAACUUGCCCAACGUCGACCACCAUCCUCCACAUCCAUGCAAUCGUCAUCGUCUGUUAGUACAGCAGUCUCCUCACGACCACGCUCACGAUCUGAAUCCGAAACUAAUUCGGGAGCAUCAACGCCAACUCGCAAUCUUAAAAAGUCGUUGACGGCCAUCAGUGAUGCUGCAAAUCCAAUGAGAAAUUUUUGGAGUGUACUUGUCGAUGAGUUUGGAGUUGACAGUAAUGAUGAUCUUGAUGGAUUGACUGGUGACUUACUGGCUAGUGCUGAAUAUCAAGGACCUAUAUCUCAGCAAUUGGAUGAUGACGAUCAUCAUUAUCAUGGUGACGAUGAUGAAGACUUGUCAAAUAAUCAUUAUUCUCAGAAUGAUGAAUAUUUCAAGACUGUAAGGAUGGCAAAUGGUCAUAGUAAUGGUAUCGGUGCUACCAGCAAUGGUAAAUUAGGCCCCAUCUCUCCUUACUCGUCAUCAUUGCCAGCUCUACCAUCACCAUUAUCAUUUGCUGCUACCGCUGCUGCUACUGCAUCCAAGGCAUCUAGAAUCCUUGGUGCCGGUAGUAACAAAGUCGCAUCAUCAACCUCACAAUCAGUCAAACCUCAUAACAAUAGCUACAAUGGCACGAAAGACUCAUCUGCAAAAGUUUCCAAACCCAUCAACACCAGUAGUAACAGUAGCUUGAACAGCAACAUUGCAUCAUCAUUCCACAACAGUGUCACUGCCAGUACUGCAUAUACAUACGACGAUGAUAACUAUGUACCUGGAGCUGCACCACGACCUAUUCGCCGUCGCAGUCGUCACAAUAGUAAUUUGCCAUCUAUCUAA
Molecule: messenger RNA, 1872 nt
Organism: Synchytrium microbalum
Lineage: Eukaryota; Fungi; Chytridiomycota; Chytridiomycetes; Synchytriales; Synchytriaceae
Exons: 10
Coding region: 1-1872 (623 amino acids)
Molecular function (GO): nucleic acid binding
Source: RefSeq, a predicted model, not a curated record